AAGAAUAAACACAUUAGCACAUCAUUAUGGGAUGCCACUGUGGAUGAAAUGAGUUUUAACCAAGCACCAUCAAAAUUAAUAUCAGAAAACGAUUAUAUUAUUUUUAAUGAACUGUGGCAAAAUAUGUAUGGCCAGUAAAUACUUGAAAAUGUAAAGAGCAUAAAAAGAAAGCUUUCUGUUUCAAAUUGCAUACUGUCAUCAGUUACGGUAAGCUAGCCCAUGUAGUAUAAUAAUUCUGUCUCUCUUUUUUUUGUUGUUGAGAAAAUCUCUUUUGACACUCAAAACUCAAUCUAAAUUAAUGAGCUCAAUCUAGAAAUAUAAUGGCAAUGCUGUGUGUUACGUGUCUGAAUCAUUUCCAUGCAGGAAUGGAGGUUUUAUGAUGUUUUUACAGCACAUAAUGGUAUGGGCCAAUGACAAAUUAUGACAUUUCAAGGAUACACUGUCAGUCAGUGGCAGUUUAAUUUAACGUUCAACUAAGAACAGUGUUUUUCUGCUUUGAGUGUUAACAUUAGAAGCAGUCAUCAAACGUUCAGCUUGCCAAAUUUGUCUGCCUGCAUCAGUUGUUCAUUCCGUGCACAUUACUCUUUCCUGGUGACAGUAUAACAAUGGAGCAAAGCUUCCGGAUUAUUCACUAGCAGUCCAGGCCAAAAGCAUGUUGUGAAAAGUAAUUCUCUGGCAUGCAUCGAUGGAGUAACAGUGUUCUAUCCUUUGCCUACCAUUCAGCUGGCUUGUUGCAUGGUAGACAAAAUAACCUCUCCAGUUGGGUGGGUUGUUUUUGUGGUUCUUGUGUUGUAGAAAUUGCCUCUCACAUUUGCGCUUGCAAUGGACAGGGACCUGAAUCUCAGCAGGGCAGAAACCUUUUCAUUAAUCAAUCCCUGUAUCCGUUAUUUCCUGUUCCUCUUCAGCUUCUUAUUUUGGGUGUUUUCUUUAUGUAUUGUUGCUAUAGGAGUAUAUGCUAAAGUUCAGAAAGCAACAGACCCGGUUCGAGACACAUUCCUCGUCGAUCCAGCCAUCAUAUUAAUAGUGGUGGGUGUUGUCAUGUUUUUCAUCACCUACUGUGGAUGCAUCGGAGCCCUGCGAGAAAACAUUCAACUCCUAAAAACAUUUUCUUUCAGUCUCACGCUGGUCUUCCUCACCCAACUGAUAAUAACAAUCCUGGUUUUCUUCUACUCUGAACAGACGCGGGAUGCUAUGGGGAAGUUUGUAAAGAAAGCCAUUGUGCAUUACCGUGAUGACCUGGACCUUCAGAAUCUCUUGGAUUACGUUCAGCAAGAGUUCAGAUGCUGUGGCUGGAACAACUACACUGACUGGUCCUGGAAUGUCUACUUUAACUGCAGUCAGAGAAACCCAAGUAAGGAAAGAUGUGCAGUUCCUUUCUCCUGUUGCACCCCUGUACCAAGAGAGACUGUGAUCAAUACCAUGUGUGGUUUUGGGGUUCAAACUCAAAAGAACUCGGAGGCUGCGGAGUCCAUUUACACAGAGGGAUGUGCGGACAGAGCAGUGACUUGGAUUGAAUCUCAUCUGCUUUUAGUCGGGACUCUGGCUUUGGGACUGGCUCUACCGCAGAUUGCAGGUAUUGUGCUGUCCCACAUGCUCGUUUCUCAGGUCCAGAAUGAGAUUAACUCAUUGCUGUAGAAAUCACAGAAGAGAGGACUCUUCACCUGGCUGGGUUAUUAGAGUUCAGGAAUAAAGCACUUAUUUGUAUGUAUACUUAAUGUGUGCAGUUUUAACGGAUCUUUAUUUUUUUCUGACAACAUUUUGUGUUUAUCUAAUUUUAUCUAGUUUUUCUAAUUUAUCUGCUGACAAAUUUGGGAUAAUAAAUAUAAAGCCAAUGCUAUUUAAAACAAACAUUGUAUUAUCUAUCUAUCUAUCUAUCUAUCUAUCUACACACGCAUAUUAUAUAAUAUAAUGUAGGUUUUUAUUACUGAAUUGCAUUUCAUGACAAAUCCAGUAAAUACAUCAACUCCAUUGAAAAUCAAUACAUUUUAAACUGAUUGUUAAUUGUAUUAACUUUAUAUUCUCAUAUGAUCAUUUUUAGACCUUUUUGUUUAAAUGUCCUCAUUUUAAAUACUAGAACAUUUUAAUUUAGAAAUAUUUUUAUUUAUUUAU
Molecule: messenger RNA, 2109 nt
Organism: Ictalurus furcatus (blue catfish)
Lineage: Eukaryota; Metazoa; Chordata; Actinopteri; Siluriformes; Ictaluridae
Gene: tspan33b
Product: tetraspanin 33b
Exons: 8
Coding region: 823-1635 (270 amino acids)
Cellular component (GO): membrane
Source: RefSeq, a predicted model, not a curated record